This is a messenger RNA of Suricata suricatta (meerkat), 1138 nucleotides long. RefSeq names its product ring finger protein 11 (gene RNF11). Bases 177 to 641 code for a protein of 154 amino acids. NCBI's taxonomy places the organism in Eukaryota, Metazoa, Chordata, Mammalia, Carnivora, Herpestidae. The transcript has 3 exons. The record is from RefSeq and is a predicted model, not a curated record.
CCGGGGGCUGGCAUGAGCGGCCCUUCGGCGGCGCCGGAGGCCGGGGGAGCCGCCGCCGCCUGAGCCCCGGCCUGCCGUCCGACCCCACCUCGCUGACCGAGGCUGACCGCGGAGCGUGCGAACGACCCCGCCACUGCUUUCUUCCUCCCCUAGAUCACACAUCUUUGCCCCGGAAGAUGGGGAACUGCCUCAAAUCCCCCACGUCGGAUGACAUCUCCUUGCUUCAUGAGUCUCAGUCUGACCGGGCUAGUUUUGGCGAGGGAACGGAGCCGGAUCAGGAGCCGCCGCCGCCAUAUCAGGAACAAGUUCCAGUUCCAGUCUAUCAUCCAACACCUAGCCAGACUCGCCUAGCAACUCAGCUGACUGAAGAGGAACAAAUUAGGAUAGCUCAAAGAAUAGGCCUUAUACAACAUCUGCCUAAAGGAGUUUAUGAUCCUGGAAGGGAUGGAUCAGAAAAAAAGAUCCGGGAGUGUGUGAUCUGUAUGAUGGACUUUGUUUAUGGGGACCCAAUUCGAUUUCUGCCGUGCAUGCACAUCUAUCACCUGGACUGUAUAGAUGACUGGUUGAUGAGAUCCUUCACGUGCCCCUCUUGCAUGGAGCCAGUUGAUGCAGCACUGCUUUCGUCCUAUGAGACUAAUUGAGCCAGGGUCUCUCGUCUGACUUUAAGUGAACCAUCAUUUUUGGUGGUUUUGAUCUUUUGUCACUGAGCCCAAAGAGCCAGGGAUUAGGAAUUAAGAUCAUGCACAAAAGUUUCCUAAAAAUUCCUGAAUGGCUGCAGAUGUUGGGGGAAAAAAAUGCGUGAUAUUUUAGAAACUUAGGGGGAAAAGUAGGAUGGUAUUUUUAUGUAAAGCCUUGACCCAGUGUUUAAAAAAUAUAAUUGUACUUAGAUCUUGUUAUUGCUCCAGUACAUAGGAAUUGUGUAAAGUGUUACAGCAGCUGUAUAUGUUUAAAUUGUGUGUGUUGAAGAUUAGGAAAAAGAUAGUGGUUGUUUUUCCUAAAUGAAAUAACUUUUCUUUUUUUUCCCCACCCAAAUUCUUUUCUGAAGUUGCUGGCAUUUGGGUCAAGGUUUUAUUAAAAGCUACAUUUUAUAACACUGGCACAAAAAAAAAAAGUAGUUUUAAGCUUGUUUGCACAGUUC